Molecule: messenger RNA, 1793 nt
Organism: Danio rerio (zebrafish)
Lineage: Eukaryota; Metazoa; Chordata; Actinopteri; Cypriniformes; Danionidae
Source: RefSeq, a predicted model, not a curated record
GUCAUUUCUGACAGACGAGCAGCGCCGCAUAGUGGAGUUUGAGGGUUCCUGUUACCAGUGGCAACUGAUCAAACAUCUCCGCACUGUAAACAUCCACAUUUAACCAAAAUGACGUGUCUUUAUUAGGACAAAAAUAACACUCAAGUGGUUUUGUAAACAUGACCUCCCCGCUGUCUAUCCUGAGGAAGAACAGACGAGCUCCUUUACCAGACCUACACACUGAUGGGGAGAGAAAGCCUCACAAAGAAAGGUCAGACAGCGACUAUGAAGAGAAACUAUUCCAAGACAUUUUCCCACAAAACCAGCCAGUGCCACGUGUUCCGGAUCAUCUUUCCACUUUAAGAUCUAAGUUCAUGCAAAAGAAGAAGGCAAAAGCAGCUGUGCCGAGUGAUUUUGAACUGAUGUCAAGUAUGAUGCAGAAGAUCUGUCACCUAGAGAGAAAAGUGAAAACUCAGGCUGUGGAUAUCGAGCAGAAGGCGAGAAGAAUAGCAGUUCUGGAAGAGAAACUGAAUAUCCUGCGAGAGGCAAAAGUUUUAGAGGAAUCUGCAAGUAAUGAAAACCAAGAUGAAGGAUUGGUUCAGUUCUGCCUCAAGCUUCAAAAGCAAGUGUGGGAAAUGGAGAACUUUCUGAACGACUAUGGAAUGAUCUGGGUCGGAGGUUAUGAAGAAAACCAGGAUGAGCGAGCUGAAAGUCAACUCACAGGAGCAAGCUCUGGCCGCAAAAGAUUUGAAAUGAACUUUGACCUGGUCAUGCAGAACGUCAAGGAACUCAAUCUGGAGGCAGGAGAAGGAGAGUCUCAUGUGACGGCCAUUCCUGGAGGCGCCAAACUGACCCAGAAGCCUCCCAUACCUCUCUGGUUGUACAAAAACGGCAUUGUCAUGUUUAACGGUCCAUUCCGCUCCUAUCAAGAUCCAACCACACAGGAAUGCAUGCAAGACUUGAUGGAUGGGUUUUUUCCUUCUGAGCUUCAAGAAAGAUUUCCCAAUGGUGUGCCUUUCCAGGUUAAUGACAGACGAGAGGAGGAGUUUAUAGUUCGACGACCGCGGGCCGAAUUUCCUGGAAGAGGACAAACUAUAGAUGGAGGACAGCAGAUGAUGGACAGUUCUGAGAUCAGCUCCACAAUACCAAAACAGAGUCAGAUAGCAGGCAGAAAACUGUCCAUGGAGCAGUUCCUGCGGAAGCUUCCAGAGACUGUGGUGAAGGCAGGCAAAGUGAUUAGCAUACGGGACUCAGUAAAGGCUCAUCUACUGGGCCUCUCUGAUGAUGCCAAGAGUCGUUCAGCAAUCAUUGUGGAAACAUCCGCCCUGCAGAGCUCCAGGGAAUGUGAGAAUGAUUCCUCAAAGUCAGCAAAAGAUGUCAGCACACUGCGAGUGAAGUCUGAGGACGGCACGGACACAUUCAUCAUCAAAAUGUACUUUACUGAGACCAUUGGAGAUCUGCGUCAAUACCUGGACGUGAAAAGAGGUCCGAGUGCUGCAUCGUAUGACAUCAUUAGCGCAUUUCCACAGCGGAGAUACAGUGAUGACACUCAGACGCUGCUGGCGUGUGGUUUGACUCCAAAUGCAGCGCUGCUCCUGCGUGCACAAGCUCCAGCUCACAGACACUGAGCUCAAACACAUCCAGUCUCCAGUGAGCUGAAAUCCUCAUUAGCACACUUUAAUGCUGCUGACAGUUUUACUGAUCAUGCCUCUUAGUUUGAAUUUUGGAAAUUAAUAAAUCUGUGAUGUCUGGACAUGACAUUAAAGUAAUUAAAAAUACAAUAUAAUAUGGUAAUACUGAAGCUAUGAUAAAAA